Messenger RNA from Cuscuta europaea, 5914 nucleotides. The record is from the annotation of a GenBank genome assembly. Lineage: Eukaryota; Viridiplantae; Streptophyta; Magnoliopsida; Solanales; Convolvulaceae.
UAGGAAGGAGGCUUUUGGACAUUCUGUCUUUCGACCGGGAAAGAUCGGAGACUAAUUCUCUCUAGCUUUUGGGGCUUCGGCCAUUGGGGGCUACAACCAUUGUUACGAUUACUGUUAUUCUUGGAUUCAAUAAAGCUUUUCAAUUGUGUUUCUUAUUCAUCUUUCUAUAAUUGUUCUGGAUUCCUGGAGGUUCUUAUGAUUGGUAUCAUAGACUUACUUCCUGGAGACGGAGAAUUUGAAGCAUGGAGGAGGAUUUCUACAUGACACCUCAAAUGGAAGAGAGUUUUGAUAAUAUUGACCGACUGAUGAGGGAGUCAAACGCUAGGUUAGCCACGAUGAUGGCUGAUAUGCAAGCGACGAUGCAAGCUGGCAUCACAGAAUUGCAGAAUCGACUUAAAAGUUGUUCGCGGAAUCGAUCACACAAAUCGCAUAGGUCGCAUCACGACUCUCUUCAUCGACGUACGCAACAUCCGAUUGACUCAGAGGAAUCAGAAGAACAGAGUCUUCGCUGAAGACCUGGAGAUCGAUCGAGGAACUUCAGCCAUGAGCCGCUAUCACCGACGAAUUCGCAGAUGAAAUUGCGAACUUCUCAUAUUUCGCAGUCUCUACUCACAGACUUGCUCCUCAGAUAUCAAUAUGCGUUCAAGAACGAAGCUAGGGGGAGAAUCAUCAUAUUCGUCGCCAAAGGAUUUUCACAGUUCACCUUCCUCGUCAAAAGUCAAUUCUCGGAAAUCGGCUAUUUCAAAGAAGGAGGAAUUACCUCUAUUCUACGAGCAUGAAGCAUAUGAAUGGAUUGGGAGGAUGGAAAGAUAUUUCCGAGUCCAAGCUAUUGCAGAAAGAUUUAAAGUGGACAUGGCAGCGAAGGCUAUGGGGGAAGAAGCAGAUGGCUGGUUUCAAUGGUGGGAUUUUCAAAAGAGAGAAGACAGUUGGGAGGCACUAAAAGAAGAUUUGAUUAGGGAUUUUCCACCUAGACACUGACAGAAGACAGGGAAGAUGGCAAAGGGAAGACAGCAAAACAGGAGUCAUCCAAGUCACGAAGAACUUCCAGCUCGCAAUCUUCUAAGGGAAUUAAUGUUACUCCAUGUUUGAAAUCGAGUACCGCUUUGACCAGCUCGCUAAUUAAUCAUCAUCUUCGAUCGUCAUCAGAAAGAACUUUUACUGAUUUGCAGAUGUCAUCAAAACUUUUGUCCCAGGUUUCCGAAUCAAGAUGGAAUCCAAUUGAAUCAUUAGUUUCAAAUGAACCUGUAAUCAAGAUGGAACCAACUGAACCUGUAAUCAAGCAAAGGAGUAAGGAAGAUGAAAUCAUGGAGGAAAGAGUCCUAAUGGUUCCUGAAAAGUCUGAUCCAAAGAUUCAUAAGGAUCAUGUUUAUUUUUUUUCUGAAGAAUCUGCUAUCACCCGGGGAAACCGCUCACAGGUUAAUGUUGCUGAUAAAUCUAGCCAUGGCCAACACAUCGAAUUACAACAAGCAGAAUUACAGCCAUGGAUUGAGAGCAUGUCAGACUACCCCAAGUCUAACUUACAUAAUUCCCUUAGAGAAAAUGAAAGUUAUCAAUUGUUGGGAGACAUCUAUGCAAUGAAAGCUCAUAACCUAUUACUUCCUGAGGUUUAUAAAGUCUUCACAAGGUUUUUACAGAGGUUGAACCCAAAGAGUUACCAGCAAACUCCAGUUAUUAGGGCUCCUGGUAGCAUACAGCCUUUGGAUGUUCACAUUUUACCUUAUGUUAGGCAAAUGUGGACCAAACCACGACAACAUCGUGAAGAAUUGGUUAUUGAUUCACCAGAUCUUCUGUUACUAUGGUUGAAACCUUUACCCAUUGAUGACGUCAAAACUGUGAGCGGAGUUUCUCCUGAUCCUAAUACCAGGAUAAGUAUUCAAAGCAAGAAGCGGGAACUAUGGGAAUGGGGAGGAAUUUCAAGGGUGAAAGAAAUGAAGAUGAAUGGUCAAGUAUUGAUGCUGAUGGGUGCAGUUUACAAAAGGAAUGGGCCUAGUCUUAAGUUUGAUAGAAAGGAGUGCAAUAUCAUGGAACAAAUGCUACUUCGGGAUCAGGAGUGGGGAAUACAAUUGGAGAUUGUUGAAUUCUUAAAUUCAAAUAUAGAAACACAGUCUGACUCAAGUUCUCUUGAACCUUCUUCUGACAUGUGUGUUAAUGAAGUUCUGCAUGAGAUAUUCAGUGUGAAGUUCAAUCAAGAGAUAGGGUGAAGUCAGAAGCAAAUGCUAGGCUGAGGCUGGUCAGGAGUUUUUCAUAUAGAGGACUAGAAGUUUGGAAAAGUAUGACACCACCACCAGCUAGAUAUUGGGAGGGGAGAGGCACCAGGAGGAAGCUGAAUUCCAAGCUAGGUUCCUAUCUCCCCACCUUUAGGACAAGGUGGUUGUUUAGGGAGGGAGUAUUGAUAGGAACCCACUUAUUAGACUAGUAAUAGUAGUAAUAAUAAUAGUAGUAGUAAUAAAGGUCUAGGAGUACUCUAGUAUAAAUAGAUGGGAAGGGGGAGUUAGUAAGGAGGCUUUUGGACAUUCUGUCUUGGGACUGGGAAAGAUCGGAGACUAAUUCUCUCUAUCUUUUGGGGCUUCGGCCAUUGGGGGCUUCAACCAUUGUUACGAUUACUGUUAUUCUUGGAUUCAAUAAAGCUUUUCAAUUGUGUUUCUUAUUCAUCUCUGUAAUUGUUCUGGAUUCUUGGAGGUUCUUAUCAUCUUCUCGGAAUGAUCAAAGUUAACCGGACAAUUCUUGUGACCUGUCAUAUGAUUUGAACACCCUGAGUCCAAAUACCAGGUAUUGUCAUUAUUUUCCACCAUGUGUGUUGUCAUCAUCAAAGUUACAGGUUCUUCAUCAGAACCAGUGCCAGAUUAGCUUCAUCACGUUGUCUUUCAUUCUCAGAUUGAUCAUUCUGGGCAGGUGCUCUACACUCAUUUGAAAAAUGCCCAAUCUUAUUGCAAUUGAAGCAUUUUAUCUUCCUCCUAACAAUCUUCUUCUUUCCACCUCUACCUUGAUGGAAACCACCACGUUUGUAGGAAGUUUCAGCUCCUUCUUGAUCAUUCUUGUGUUGAUCAUGAGUGUAAUUCUACUGUCCAUAAUUGCUUCUACCCUACCUCUUCCUCUGCGCCUACCAUGAAAGCCUCAUCUCCCAGUGAAUGGUUUCUUGGUAGUCUGAGCAGACAAUGCAUGAUCUGUGGCUUUAUCAGACUUUCUUUCCAGAAUUCUGUGUUCAUUGGCUUCUAGGGAACCUUUUAGUGCUUCCAAUUUCAACGUUGUAAGGUCCCUAGAUUCCUCAAUCGCUACCACUAUGUGAUCUAAACUGGGAGGUAGGGUUCUUAAUAUUUUUUCAACAAUAUUUUGCUCAGUCAUCUUCUCUCAGCAUAGCUUCAUUUCAUUCGUUAGUGAAAUCAUGCGAUUCACAUAGUCAUCUACCUUUUCAUUAACUUCCAUCUGCAUCAAUUCGUACUGUCUUUGCAUGGAUUGAAGUUUCACCUUCUUCAAUUGAUCAGCUCCUUCAUUGCUGUCCUCCAGGAUUUUCCACGCUUCCUUAGCAUUCGUUGCAUUGGCAAUCUUCUCAAAAUGAGCGUUGUCAACACACUGCUGAAUCAGAAACAUGGCUUUGCAGUCUCUUUUCUUGUUCUCAGCGAAAGCACUCUUCUCCGCUUCUGUGGAUCUCUCGGCCAGAACCGGAAAUCAUCCUUCCACUAUCUCAAGGACAUCUUGAUAGCCAAACAAAACUUUCAUUUGUAUGGACCAUCAUGGCCAAUUCUUGCCGUCGAGAUUAGGGAGAUUUGAUGUGAGAUUGUUCAUCGCCUUCGUCGUUCUUGGAAUUCCAGAGUACGCAGAUCAUCUUGCUCUGAUACCAGUUUGUUAGAGUGCAGUACAUGGUAUAUUUGUACCAAUAUUAUUUGAGAGUCUAGCUAUUUGUUUAUUAUUAUUUAACAGAAGGGAUUUUCCUCUUCUUUUGUUUUUGCUUGAUAAGCAACAAUUGCUUAUUGCUCCGUAAUUGAAUGCCUGGUUUCAAGUUAGCAUUUUUGUUGUAUCUGUUUUGUUUUCUGAUUCAUUAGUUUUCAGAACUAUUUUUUCAGUUCUUGAUAGAAUGGUUUCUGGUUUUAGACUAUUAGUACAUAGUUUUGUUCUCUCAGUCUUGAUUAGGUAUUCAUUGAAUGCGUUUUAUCAGGCCUUGCUUGGGCUCUCUCAGUCUGCUAUUAUUUUCCAGGAUCCCAGCCCAGGUGCACGUCUGAGUUAUCUCUUGAGCUGGUUCUGUGUGUUUCUUUUCACCCCGAUGUUAAUUGAUAAGCUUAUUGCAGCAUAGCAUGAUAAACAAAAUCUAACUUUCAAAUAGUCCAGCUAUGCCAUCCCCAUGUUAAAACAUUCCAGCAUUUCAGUUGACUCUGCAUUUUAAUGUGUAAUUCCUCAUCCUUGCUAGUUAGCUCUCUCUCUCUUAUUAUAUAAAACUGGUAAAUUGUGUUCAUAAAGUGAAAAUUGAAAAUGUACUGCACCUCAUCCAUCCCAAACUAUAGGUCAAAUUUAAUUUAAGAAUGGUAUUCAUUGAGAGACAACAAAAGUUAAAAGUAAAACCUUUAAAUGUAAAUGCUAUCUCACAGAUUGUCUAUGAAGUAAGUCCAACAUUAACAUAUCAUUUAAAAAAAUUAAGAUGUGUGAACAAAGAAACCAAAAAGUUAACUGAAAUAGUAAACUUCCACUGUCCUGAAAAUGUCAGCUAAUACUUAUGGUGAAGAAAAAGAAAAAGUUUAGUUUCGAAGUAUCCAGUGAUUCGUCUUUCUGUUUGUUAAUCUAGUCUUUUAGUCAAGUGUUUGCUACAAGUUGAAUAAGUAUUAACCUUUAGAUCUUCUUGUAAAGAUUAGUACUAAUUCUUAAAUGAAUACAUAUUUCUGCAAUUUAAUUAUGUCACACUAUUUAAUGUGCCUGAUGAUGGGGGAGAUCAACUUUUACCUGAAGUAGUGGGAAAGGGAAUAUGGUGUAAAGAAGCAGCAGGGAGAUACUACUAGUAAUAAAGCUGUAGAGCUAGGGACUAUUCUAAUUGGUUGUGCACAAUCAGUUGCUACUGAUGAUCACAAGUAUGAAAUUAAACAAUUAAAACACAUCUGAAAGCUGAUGCCAAUCGGAUGUUGGCAUUGUAUUGGAAAAUGGUCGAUCUUUAGGUGCAUUUGGUUUGAACGGGGUCCCAACUGUAUACAUUACGAAACCCUAACCAGUUCAUAGCUUUUCUGUUGUUGAAAGCAUGCUAGUUUACAUGUCAGCAUGCCUGUGUAAGAAGAUAUGUAAUUAAGUAUACAGUAAGUUUAUGAUCUAUGUAUAUACUAAGUUUAUGUCAAUAUUUGUUUUUAGGAAUUGCUAUCUUCUAUAGAUUUCAUAUGUAGUUCUAGGUUAAUGUCAAUGCCCUGCACACAUUUUCUCAUUUAGUCUGGAGUAUAUUUUGUUGCCGACUUUACUUGUAACUGUAUUUGUAUUUCUGCAAUUGCUGCAGUUUUAGUAUGUUACAUACUGACUAUUUUUUGUGUCAUUUCAUUCAUUCCACAGGAUAUGUUGAUUCCAUACCUAGAAGAUUAUGAAGACGGGUGACAUUUUUAAAUUUGACAUUUUUAAAUUUGAUGAUUCUCCUUCCAAUUAUAUCACUGAUGUUCUGACUUCUAUGAGAAAGUUCUUCGGGAGUUCCAUAAAGGUUCUAUCUUGAUGAGUUUAGUGGCUGGGGAAUGGCGGGGAGCGUGUAGGUUGUAGUAGCUUUAGCUUGAGAAUACACGAGUUAUUACAUAUUAGUAGCAGAGAGUGGGUAGGUUGUAGUAGUAAUUUGAGAUGAGUUAUGGGUCUUUCUGGGAAUUAUAUUUGAUGACAGGGAUGGACAAUACAAUUCACAUUGUUGAUUGAGGCAGAAGCAGACCACACGCAAUUCGUUAUUAUGAAGUUUGUUUAUUCUAUA